ACUAUUUAUUGCUUGACCGCCGCUCGCGGCGGUAGUCACUUGUUUCUUAUCAUGGUCAAUUUCAAGUCGAUAAUGUUGUCAACCUUUAUAUCAGUGUUUAUAAUUUUAACCAUUUUGGCGAGUAUAAGCGGAGAUUGGGUGUUUAAUAGCAUAUUAAAUCAUUCUGUUUCAUGUGACCACAACAAAACUCUAAACAGAGAUGUCUCCAGAGUCCAAGUAUACUUCUACGACUUCAAGAACAAUUAUAAUAAUAGCUACCCCAUUGACACUGCCUCAGAAGAGCUUACUAAAUCUUAUAAUCUAGACGUUACCAGAAAACUAGUAUUCUUCGUCCCUGGCUUCAAGUCAAACAUAACCAGAAAAACGGAAGAACUUAUCAGACAAACCUUCAAGGAUGUACAAGAUACCUAUCUUAUUAUUAUAGAUCAUUCUCCAUACACUUCACUAGUACACGGUAAAUCAGACAGCUAUAGCUACGGCAGAGCAGUAUCCCAUGUAUACUAUAUAGGGAGAGCACUAGGAAAAUUCUUAUCUGAUUUGAGAGCGAAAGGAUUUCCAUCUUCGAAAAUUCAUUGCGUUGGCCACAGUUUGGGAAGCCAGAUCUUGGGCAACGCGGGUUAUGAAUUCAAUAUGCUGACUAAAGAAAAGGUUUGGAGAAUAACUGGGAUAGAUCCUGCUGGCCCUUGCUUCUCUAAUAGUUUUAUCGAAGAGCAGAUCCGCUCAGGGCUUGCGGAAUACGUGGAGGUAUACCAUUGCAAUGCCGGCGGAUUAGGAACAACCAGUGUCUUGGCUGACGCAGAUUUUUUCCUUAAUAAAGGAUAUAAGCAGCCUGAUUGUAACGAAGGACUUUUACCGGUGAAAGGAGACUCUGACCAAGCGAAAUGUAGUCACAAAGCUUGCGUCACGCUCUGGGCUAAGACGGUCCAUUACCCUGGAGCGUAUUUGGCGUGGGCGUGCGAUUCAUAUAAGUCCUUCUCAAAAGGAAAGUGUGCUGGAAAUGAAGUUACUAUUGCUGGAUAUUCAAACCCUGGGAACGCUACUGGAGUGUUCUAUGCGUCUACUGAUGGAUAUGGAAUUUAAUAUGUUGUGGAAAUCCAAUUUGCAAUAUAUAGCGUCUAUCUUUCAUAAGAUCACAUAUUCUUGCAGUUAGGUAGUACAUAUAGGCCUAAAUAAAUUAACUUGCAAAUGUUUUACUAAUAAAAAUUAAUUUAAAUAGUAGUUCAGCACGCAAUGUAUCAGUGCUUUGUUUUUAUUCAAAACGUCGCACUUACUGCUGCGACGUCACAUCACAAGUGUCACAACUGUCACAAGUGAAUACUAACUAUGUACGCAAUACACUUGUCAUCCUCGAUACGACAAAAAUUCACAAAUUAAUUGCACUUUAGUUAAGGCUAAAUUAAAAACUUCUUUUAAAAUCGCUUCAUGGCACUAAAACCUACGCUUUGAAUCAAUUUGGGAUUGUAUUAAAAAUGUUCACUGUAUAGGUGUGAAGGUUAGAUCUCUAGACAUUUUAAAUUUCACGCCUUUUUCCACUGGCAAAUUGGUUUCCCACACUGUAGUUAAUUUAAAAUAUCGUGAUUAGGUAGACUACUAGAGACUGAUUGUUGAUUUCGCUAUCAACUUGAAAUUACAAUUAAAUA
Cydia splendana is the source of this 1640-nucleotide messenger RNA. Its product is annotated as lipase member H-like. NCBI's taxonomy places the organism in Eukaryota, Metazoa, Arthropoda, Insecta, Lepidoptera, Tortricidae. The record is from RefSeq and is a predicted model, not a curated record. Gene Ontology annotation, molecular function: lipase activity. Gene Ontology annotation, biological process: lipid catabolic process. The transcript is spliced from 2 exons. The coding region runs from base 52 to 1080 and encodes 342 amino acids.